This is a messenger RNA of Staurois parvus, 317 nucleotides long. The record is from the annotation of a GenBank genome assembly. NCBI's taxonomy places the organism in Eukaryota, Metazoa, Chordata, Amphibia, Anura, Ranidae.
CAGCGCAUUCUGACACUGUGGGGAACUGAAUUGGUGUCACUGACAUCCGCAGUGACACCAAUAUAGUGAUCAGUGCUAAUAAAAAGCACUGACACUGUACUAACGACACUGGGCAGGAAGGGGUUAACAUGUGGGGCGAUCAAACAGUUAACUGCUGUUUUAGUGUGCAGGAGCUGACAGGGGAGAGAACUGUAUUGUUUACAUACAGUUCUCUUCCUCCAUUGGUAAUGCUCCGCAAUCACUGGGUGCCGGCGAGUAAUCACCGGCUGGGACCUGGUGAUUGACAGCCGAGGCCACGACCCAGAAAUGCAAAAUCA